GGCGGGCAGAGGGCACGAGGAGCGGCCAUGGCGGACUGCGAGGCGGGGGGAGCGGCGAAGGCGCAGCAGCGGCUGCACGGCAAUGCUGACACCGGUCUUGGGGUGUGUGGAUGGAUCCUGGUGAUAUUUUCUUUCUUCUUCACCGUUCUUACAUUUCCUGUAUCAAUCUGGAUGUGCAUAAAGAUUGUCAAGGAAUACGAGAGAGCCAUCAUCUUCAGACUUGGGCGCAUCUUAAAGGGAGGAGCAAAGGGACCGGGUCUCUUUUUUGUCCUGCCCUGCACAGACAGCUUCAUCAAAGUUGAUAUGAGGACCAUCUCUUUUGAUAUUCCACCCCAAGAGAUCUUGACCAAGGACUCUGUGACGGUUAACGUCGAUGGAGUGGUUUACUACAGAGUUCAGAACGCUACCCUUGCUGUGGCAAAUAUCACAAAUGCUGACUCAGCCACACGUCUUUUAGCACAGACAACUUUGAGGAAUGUUCUGGGGACCAAAAACCUUUCUGAGAUUCUCUCUGAUCGUGAGGAGAUUGCACACAACAUGCAGGCUACACUUGAUGAUGCAACAGAUAACUGGGGCAUUAAGGUGGAACGUGUGGAGAUCAAGGAUGUGAAAUUACCCGUACAGCUGCAGAGAGCAAUGGCUGCAGAAGCUGAAGCUGCACGGGAGGCAAGAGCUAAGGUAAUUGCAGCUGAGGGUGAAAUGAAUGCUUCCAGGGCCCUGAAAGAGGCAUCUAUGGUUAUCACAGAGUCCCCUGCUGCUCUUCAGCUUCGUUACUUGCAGACUCUGAACACCAUUGCUGCAGAAAAGAACUCCACCAUCAUCUUUCCGUUGCCCAUAGACAUGAUGCAGGGCAUCUUAGCUGCAAAACGCUAGCUGCAGUGGGAGGGGGAAAGGUGGUUUGUUUUCUUUUGCCACCAGUAAACACCUGCAGCACCAAAUUGCUUGCAUACUAUAGCUUAAGGCAACAUGAGCAAAGUGGAAAUGCUGAGGAACAUUUUUGGUUUUUUUUAUACUGAGUGUGUGGUAAGAUAUAGAUGUAAUAUUUGUGAACACAGACAAUCAAAAUACUUGAAAUUGAAAACUGAUCCAAAUUAGGAGCAGUACCAGAUGAGAAACCAAUUAUCUGUAACCUCGUGUUUUCAGAAAGUAUAUAAAACUAUUCCUUUUAUGAAAAGAGUCUGUGGUCCUGUAAGGGAAGUGGAGCAGCCCUAUCUGUGUUCUUUUAGAGUACCUGCAUGUGAUGAAGUCAUCUGAUGGCUGCAUGCAUUUGUUCUCUAGUUUAGACCAGGAGAAACAAUGGAAGCUGAUGUAGGAGUGAGAACAUUGGGUACUUCUGAAAAGCAGGCUCCUACUUUCUGUAACAGUUCCCUGUUCAUGAGGAAAAAUGAUUAGCCAAUGUUACUGAAAUGAAACUUUCCACCUCUGUUCUGCCACACAGGAAUUAUAGAGGCUUGCUGUAGUUAAUGGUACAAUAUGCUGCUUCUUGCUAUGCCCAUGUAGAUUUAUGACUCUUAAAGCACUGAAAAGUCAUUGGGUUUGCUUUUAUCUGUACAUCUUCUCAAAAAACAAUUAAAAGGAAAAAAAAAGCCAUAAACCCCAA
Messenger RNA from Lagopus leucura (white-tailed ptarmigan), 1600 nucleotides. RefSeq names its product stomatin (gene STOM). Gene Ontology annotation, cellular component: plasma membrane. The transcript has 7 exons. Bases 28 to 873 code for a protein of 281 amino acids. The record is from RefSeq and is a predicted model, not a curated record. NCBI's taxonomy places the organism in Eukaryota, Metazoa, Chordata, Aves, Galliformes, Phasianidae.